Molecule: messenger RNA, 453 nt
Organism: Aspergillus melleus
Lineage: Eukaryota; Fungi; Ascomycota; Eurotiomycetes; Eurotiales; Aspergillaceae
Exons: 2
Coding region: 1-453 (150 amino acids)
Molecular function (GO): peroxiredoxin activity
Source: RefSeq, a predicted model, not a curated record
AUGUCCACAUACCCCAAACUAGACACAAACGACACCCCCUCUACACCCCUAGAACAAGGCCUCGAAGUCCGUCGCCAGGUCCUAGGCAGCGAAUACGUCAACCGGGCCUGGGACAAGGCGUCGCCGUUCACACGGCCCGGACAACAAUUGAUCACCGAAUAUGCCUGGGCCAAUGUAUGGCAGCGAGAGGGACUUGAUCGGAAGCAGCGUAGUCUGUUAACCAUCGGAAUUAUCAUUGCCCAAAAAGCAUGGCUAGAACUAGUGCUGCAUACGCGAGGAGCCAUCAACAACGGGGUAUCGGAGCUAGAAAUCAGAGAGGCCGUAAUCCAUUCCAUGGUGUAUUGUGGGACGCCGGCCGGCGUGGAGGCGAUGAUGGUCACGGAAAAGACGAUUCUGGAGAUGAUUGCGAACGGGGAAUAUGUAAGGCCUGAGGGGAUGGAGGUGGUGGGUUAA